Thunnus maccoyii (southern bluefin tuna) is the source of this 2185-nucleotide messenger RNA. It is a transcript of the gene tpbgl, whose product is annotated as Wnt-activated inhibitory factor 2. Gene Ontology annotation, cellular component: plasma membrane. The transcript has a single exon. Gene Ontology annotation, biological process: negative regulation of canonical Wnt signaling pathway. The coding region runs from base 247 to 1320 and encodes 357 amino acids. Gene Ontology annotation, molecular function: protein binding. The record is from RefSeq and is a predicted model, not a curated record. Lineage: Eukaryota; Metazoa; Chordata; Actinopteri; Scombriformes; Scombridae.
UUUGCACGCAGCCACACUCGGCUUUUGUCCACCUUUCCGAUGCGUAAAUAUCCCAAAGAAAACUCAUCUAUUCUCAAGACAGAGAUACGGACCACCGACAUGAUAGUGGAUGGAGCAUUUUUUCUAUUCUGAUGGUUCAAAGUAGUAUCCGAUACCGAACUGAUUUCGAAUUUACAUGCCUGAAAGGAUUGCAGUAGGUCACCUUCUUUGCGAGACGCAUCGGUACACACCUGCUUUGAGACUGAAAUGAGGGAGAAGAUGUGGAUAUUUUACAGUGCCGACAAUUCAAAGUGUCUUUUUGCUAUUUGGAAUCAGUGGUGUUUGUAUUACGCAGCGGUGGUGUGUUUGUUGUUUUCGCCUGUCAGGACGGAUGAUGCUUGUCCGUCGUCCUGCAUUUGUGCCAGAGACUCGGGGACAGUAACCUGCAGUGAUGGGGAGGACACCGAGGUACCGGGAGACAUACCGGAGUGGACGUCCACCUUGAUACUCAAGGGGAGAAACAUUUCAACUUUACAGCGAGGUGCGUUCAUGAGCAACGACACGGAAUUGGAAAUGACGACUCUCUCGCUGUCUUAUAACGGGAUACAGAUUAUUGAACCUUACGCCUUCCUGGGACUCCCCCGUUUGCAUUUGCUGGAUCUGAGCCACAAUCGAUUGGAGUCUAUCUCAGCCAGGGCUUUCCACGGGUUACUAGACCUGCGCUCUCUUUACCUAAAUCACUCUAUUUUGCCUGAGGCCACGGCGCAGCUUUCAAAUGCGCUCGGCACACAAAGUUUACGCAACCUCCACAGACUGGAGUUGGCGGGAAACAAUUUGAAGUCCAUGCCUCUGAUGAGAUUAGAUAUAUAUAAUCUCCACGCGUUAGUGCUGAUAAAUAACUCCAUAGAGAGCAUCACAGGGGAAAACGUAACCAGUUUGUACCAGCAAAGGCGCUUACGCGUCUACUUGUCUUUAAACCCGUUUCGGUGCAAUUGUGAACUGGUGGCGUUUUACUACUGGUUGAAGAACUCAUCCCAGUGUCCGGAUGCAGGGCGUCUCCUGUGCAGCGAGCCGGAGGCCAAGAGAGGGAUUCCUGUGGAGAAACUCAGAGGAGAGGACAUGGAUUGUAUGAACGAGAACCUUGAGGCUGUUUCGUACGUGUUCCUCGGUAUAGUGCUGGCUCUGAUCGGGGUGGUGUUCCUCAUGGUGCUUUAUCUGAACCGGGGAGGCAUCAAACGGUGGCUCAACAACAUCAGAGAGGCGUGCCGAGACCAGAUGGAGGUCUACCAUUACCGCUACGAGCAGGACUCAGACCCGAGACUGGCUAACGUGGCUGUUUAAGUUCCUGAAACAUCAGGCCGGUGCUGUGUAGUGAAUGAGAGGACAGGGGAGGAUGGUGAGCUGGAGAAGACUGAGUCAGUGCCCUCAUAUCAACAUCAAUGAAUAGUUUUUAAAACCAGUUUCAUCAUUUUCAGGAACUGAAGUGGUAUUCCUCUCACACUGAGAUAUGCACACAGCCAAAGCCAGUUAAAUGACUAUAAAAGACUAAUAAGUGUUCAUCAUGCCAGGUGAAUAUUGCAACUUCUAAGCAGUAUUGUAUAUGUUGUAAAUAUAUAUCUCCUCAAGAGAGGAAUGCUUUUCACGCAUCAUGUGGACACCGUCUACAGCAGCUUGUCAGACUAACCUAGUAUUACUUUAUUAGCUUAUUAAUCAAGUGACAAAUAUACUGUAAAGGUAUAUAAUUUCUGAUUUUAAAAAGAGCUGAAAGGAAACAAUGAAUCAAUGUAACUACUGAAAACUGCAGCCUUUUCAAACUGUUUAAUAGUCUACAUUCAGUUUUCCCAGCAGGGAGUAUUUCUGCUUAUAAUUUACCGAGGGACUCCAUACUGAGAGAGAGCAGUGUUUGGGAGGGAGGCUGGGGGAGGUAAGACAAGGCAAAGAAGCUGACAUGUUGGUUGGAGUGCCAUGUUCGUGCGAGCAGGGGAUGCUGAAGUAAACUGUCACAUUUCAUCAUCAACCCCAUGGGACACGUUAUCAACCCUGUCUUUGUGAACAGCCUUUGAUCUCUGAAAAAAAAAAAUAAGACACACACACUUGUAUCAUUUCACACCAGGUCAGUUUAUCAGUAAAGGGCAGCAGAGGAAGAGACAGAAUCUAACCAUGCAUGUGAUUGUUGUAGGCAUAGACAAACCAACCAAAACAUUAA